This is a messenger RNA of Saccostrea cuccullata (small rock oyster), 3910 nucleotides long. RefSeq lists its product as uncharacterized. NCBI's taxonomy places the organism in Eukaryota, Metazoa, Mollusca, Bivalvia, Ostreida, Ostreidae. Bases 20 to 3688 code for a protein of 1222 amino acids. Gene Ontology annotation, molecular function: protein binding. The record is from RefSeq and is a predicted model, not a curated record. The transcript has 9 exons.
AGAUAUUGCCUUAUGCACAAUGCUUGAAACCAAAGAAAGUCGCAAGGAUAAGACAAAUACCAUUCGUCUGCCACUGGAAUCUUUGAGAAAUACAGAAUCGGACAGUUUUGUGCCACACAAUGAAAAUCGUAGAUGGCCAAAUAAUUUGAUGCAAGGAUCCCGUAUUCAACCAAGGCAUUCAUAUUCCUCUGAUUGGCAGACGCAGUGUAGAAGAGAGGAUCAGCCUACUGGUAGAAUCCCAGCUCCGCCCCCCGUUCCUUACCCAUGGCGAUCUGGUUCCAGUAGAAAUGUAGCCCCGAGUCCUUUCCAGCCAGUGGAGAAACCUACUACACAUUCAGAGUCUCCCACAGAACUCUUCAAACCUCCGCCUAUUGCUCUCUCCGAAUGGAACCGACUUUAUGGAUUUCCAGGGACCCGUGUCCCUGACAAAGAACUGGAUGGUUUUAUACGCCCUAGCUCUGUGAAGAAAGUAGUGGCUAAUAUCCGAAAGUCAGACCAAUUUUCCAAAUCGCAAGCUAGAUCUCCUGAAGAAAUGAACAGAAACCAGAGUCUAAGAGAAACAAAUAAAAGUCCUGAAAUUCGGUACGCCAUGUCCACGAAUUGCAUAUAUGAAGCAGAUUCAACAAAAAUGAGGAAGAUCUUUCCAAACACAUCCGACCCCUCCAUGUAUCGUGUCCCGAGUCCAUCAUUAUUGAAAUCUCCAGGAGAAGAUUUGGCAUCCUUACAUUCGUCCAGUGAUCACACAAUAGUUGGACAUCAGAGUAUCACAACAGACGAUACCUUAACCGAGGAGAGAUUGGCUGCGUUAAAUGAUAGCGGAGACCUGCCAUGUUCAUCCGGUUCUCACUAUGCUCCUCCACAAGUCAGGGGCAGUGUGGCAUCUUCUUCCGGUUCUGUUUGUACUGCUCAACUUGUCAGUAACCGACGUUAUGGAUUUCCAGGGACCCGUGUCCCUGACAAAGAGAUCGGAGACUUUAUACGCCCUAGCUCAGUGAAGAAAGUAGUGGCUAAUAUCCGGAAUUCAGACCAAUUUUCCAAAUCGCAAGCUAGAUCUCCUGAAGAAAUGAAUAAAAACCAGAGUGUAAGAGAAACAAAUAAAAGUCCUGAAAUUCGGUACGCCAUGUCCACAAAUUGCAUAUAUGAAGCAGAUUCAACAAAAAUGAGGAAGAUCUUUCCAAACACAUCCGACCCCUCCAUGUAUCAUGUCCUGAGUCCAUCAUUAUUGAAAUCUCCAGGAGAAGAUUUGGCAUCCUUACAUUCGUCCAGUGAUCACACAAUAGUUGGACAUCAGAGUAUCACAACAGAUGAGACCUUAACCGAGGAGAGAUUGGCUGCGUUGAAUGACAGCGGAGACCUGCCAUGUUCUUCCGGUUCUCAAUUUGCUCCUCCACAAGUCAGGGGGAGUCUGGCAUCUUCUUCCGGUUCUGUUUGUACUGCUCAACUUGUCAGUAGGAGCCCAACUUCAGAUGACAGCUUUUACAUUGCACCUCAAAGUGACAAUUAUUAUGCUCCUCACCCAAACACAAGGGUGUAUACUAGUGACUCUUGGUCAACUAAUUCCUACGAGUCGGCAAUCAACGAACCUAUUAGCACAUCUACCCGAAAAUCAUCUCCGGCCAGUGACGGGAGCACUUCCGUUACAUCAUCUACAAGUAAAUUAUUUCCUGUCAGUGAUGGGCGUAGUUCCGGUACAUCAUCUACCCGUAAAUCGUCUCCGGGCAGUGAUGGGCGCGCUUCGGGUAAUUUAUCCACCCAAUCUUCACAAUACCUUAUAAACAAUGACGCCAUGAUGAGAAAAAAAUUUCUGCCUCCGUUUCCAAACGAAUCCCAUGGCUAUUUCGACAAGAUGCAAAAUGAAACACUUGAUCAAAGGAUGCACUUUGCAGAAAUUGGUUCUUACUACAAAAAAUGUUACGAUCAUGGCAAGAUUUAUGACGUCCGGUUCUGUUUGGAUGAUGACGUUCUAUAUGCUCAUCGCGGUGCGUUGUGCACUGUGAGUCCUUACUUCGAAUCCAUUUUCAUUGAAAAUAGCAGCAUCAGAUCUAAAGCUAUGGCAGACAUCCGUCUUAGAGGUUUAUCAAUACAGUCAUUACAAUCAUUCCUAAAUUUCGUUUACACUGGACAAUUAGAAAUAACCUCAUCAACUAUUCUGGACUUGAUAAAAAUCUCUAUGCAGUUCCAAAUACCACUAAUCAGAGAAAGAUGCCUCAGACAGUUAAAAACCCUCCCACACGAUGAUAUAGUUAAGUUACUGGUGGCGGUGAGGAAGGAUACGGUGCAUGAUUUCAUUACACCCAUACUACGAUGUAUUUCUAAGAGGUUUCUGGACAUCUCUGAGUGCAAGUCGUUCCUGGAACUAGACGUUGGAACCUUAUGCGUUAUUCUAACUUACGAUGAAUUGGUUACUUCAUCUGAAAUGGAAGUUUUCUGCGCCGGCUUAAAGUGGAUUAAUGCAUGUCCAGAUGAGCGUGAGCAGUACCUUGAAACAGUUAUGAAAUGUGUCCGGUUCCCUUUGAUGCCUCAACAAGACUUAGUUCAGUGCAUAGACAGAUGCAGUCUUCUGACAGCCAAUGAGAAUUGCCUUAACAUGAUAUACAAGGCCAACUGGAUUAGAACUGUGAUGGAACUGAAUAGACAAGAUCCCUUAAACCUGAAUAUACCAGACUCAAGGUACCUUACUGGGCACGAAAAUUCCAACAACAGCACUAACCAUUUCAAUAAUAACGCCACUCCGGUAAACAUGUUGGACAUCUCAUUCGGAAGUAUCGAAAGUUUCCAUAAUGACUCCAUGUACACGGAGAGUUUUACCGGAAGUAGGCAAUCGUUUGGACAACCCUCUCCACCACAAGAUGGGAAUUUUGGUAAGAAGCACAACACUAACCAAAUACCCAAACCGGACCUGAAUGAAAACUCUUCCAUGAUUGUAUUGGACCAGAAGUUAUACGUGAUAGGAGGAUUGCGCUAUAGUGACGACAAUCCACUUCCCCGAAGAGAUGUUUGGGUUUACUCUCCGGAGCGUAGCUGGCGGAAACUGACGUCACUGAGAACUGCCCGGAUGCACCACGCACUCUGCGUGUUUGAUGGUUGCAUUUACGCCAUCGGUGGUCUUGGAAGAAACGGCAGAAUUCUGAAGUCAGUGGAGUGUUAUAAUCCAUCCACAAACAGCUGGCAUUUCGUGAAGUCUCUGUCGACACCACGUGCUGGAGCUUGUGCCGCAGAGCUGAAUGGAAAGAUAUUCGUUGCUGGGGGCUUUGGAUACUCCCCGAAUGGAAAUUCUACUAUCCUUGAUAGUGUUGAAUGUUACCAGCCAAGCACUGACAGAUGGAUUGCAAAGGGUACCCUUAGAUAUGGUCGUUGUCAUGCCACAAUGACUUGCAUUGAAAAUGGUCUGUACCUAAGUGGAGGGUUGGCUUUUGAUCAAAAUUCAUCAGUAGCGUCAAGUGUACAGGAUGUUGACUUGUAUGAUGCAAACACAGAUUCCUGGAUGUUGCGUACCUACUUGGAUAAAGCGCGUCAUUGUGCUGCCUCUUUUGCUUCAGGUAAUAAAUUGUAUUUGAUUGGCGGAUUAUCGACCAAUCAACGGGAAAAUCUGCACGAUGAUAUAGAGUGUUGGGAUGUACAGAGGAAUGCAUGGCUCUCUACUUUUAAGCUGCCAACUGAAGUUCAGUGGAUGAAGGGCCUGGCUUAAACCUAUAAUUUGGAGCCAUUAAAAUUUAAGCCUGAUCUCGUAUUUCAAAGACUAAAGGAUGUUUCAAGAUUUUGUUUUUUAAAGUUUUUGGAGAUUAUUACAUUUUAUUGUUUAUCUUUAAUAUUUUAAGUGUCACAAAUGUUUAAAGUCUUUCAAUUUUAAUUUGAGAUAUUAUUAUUUAUUUAUCUUAUUUUUAUUAAGAUUAAUAAAUCUUUCAAGUCU